Gadus macrocephalus (Pacific cod) is the source of this 2439-nucleotide messenger RNA. Its product is annotated as ERBB receptor feedback inhibitor 1-like. Gene Ontology annotation, biological process: regulation of keratinocyte differentiation; negative regulation of epidermal growth factor receptor signaling pathway. NCBI's taxonomy places the organism in Eukaryota, Metazoa, Chordata, Actinopteri, Gadiformes, Gadidae. The coding region runs from base 229 to 1194 and encodes 321 amino acids. The record is from RefSeq and is a predicted model, not a curated record. Gene Ontology annotation, cellular component: extrinsic component of cytoplasmic side of plasma membrane. The transcript has 2 exons.
ACCUCACAGCUACAGCAGACGCACCCAGCCACAACUUUUCAAACCGAGUUCCCCCCGUGCCAAACAGCACUGUGCUCCGCUACUCAUCGCCUGGCGCAGUGCCGCAACGACCUGCUUCGACCACCAGAGGGCGACCAGGUGGUCCCCUCCUUCCAGAGGCUGACGGUGCUGGAGGGACACCGCCAGCGGCCCAAGCCCCUGCCCCCCCCGCCCGACCCGGAGGAGCUCAUGGCGGACGAGGCGGCGGACAGCGAGGUGGAGUUCUUCACCAGCGACCAGCGCAGCCUCCUGCCCAAGAGCUCCGGCGGCAAGGCGCCGUGUUUCCGGGCCACCAGCAGGGGGAGCUACGGCGGCUUCGGCCAGGUGAACUAUGCCUACCAGGGGGUCACGUCGGCGGCGGCGGCGGUGCCGGCGGCGGGCGGAGAGGGCGGAACCGUCGCGGCGUCGCAACGUUGGUCCGCCGUCGGAGCCGACGCAGGGGCCACCAGCUGGCCACCGGCCGGAGAUCUACGGUAUGGUAACCGCGGGCAACCCCUCCUCCAGAGGGGGGAGGGCUACGAGCAGAUGGCGCCCAGAGCACGGAGGGCCGCGUCCUCGUCCAGGAACCCCGCCGACGCCCCGCCCCCCUCCGGCCUGCGGUACUCGUACCCGGGACCGGCCUACCGCACCGAGGGCCCAGGAAGCCCCGCACGGCCGCCGGCCCCCCAGGACAAGCCCGUCGUCCCGCCGCGGGCCCCCAUCCCCCCGCCCAAGUCCUCGGCCCUCCACCCAAGAACCCUGAGGGGCGACACCUCCGUGGCCCAGGGUCGGCAAGAGGAGGACCGGCCGCCCAAGGUGCCUCCAAGGCUCCCCCUGGUGGCCACGUACCCUCCCCGCACCCCCAGCCCCAAGAGCCUCCCCAUCUACAUCAACGGGGUGAUGCCCGCCACGCAGAGCUUCGCCCCCAACCCCAAGUACGUCCGCAGGGGGCCGUUGCCCCGGCAACAGAGAGCACGGGCGCCCCCUGCUGACCAGAACGCGCCCUGCAUCGUGCCCGUCAUGAAGGACGGACGCCAGGCCAGCGCCACGCACUACUUCCUGCUGCCGCGACCGGCCUAUCAGGAGCGGCUGCAGAGGAUCCUCGGCCAACCGGAGAGGGCGGAUCAUGGCGCGGGGGCGUGGCCCACACCGGACAUGAAUGAUCCGAAGAGAUAAUAAAAUGAAAAACUCACAACUACUGUCUUUGUUGGGACCUCACGAGUCUGAAUGCUGUUCAGGGACUACAACUAUGGAAGCCCACCGUGGGAUGUUCUUUGGCAUCUGUGGCGUACAGUACAAGGGUAGAGGCAGCCCAAGACGCCACCUUGUUUGGACAUGGGACACGGGGACAUAUGAGGGCCCCCCCAACAAGUGUGUGCAUUGCACAAGCCGUCCAUUCCUCUUCAGUGAAUUGAUAGUUGGCUAUGAUUACUUAUUAUUUAUUACUGAACAGAUUGAGUGUAACGUGUGAACAACUCAUCGUCGGUGGGUCGUGUGUUCAAAGGACUGGUUUGGUCGGUCUUCAGUAUUACGGAUUCUGGACCUUCGCAGACAGACUGAAAUGGUUGAGACUAAAAGGGCUCCACUUAGUGCAUGGAAGGUUAUGAUUACGACACCAGAUGGGGAAAUGACGUUGGACAAGCUGUGCUUGGACACAAUAACCCUUGACAUGUGAUUUGUUUUUGUACUGAUACUUGAAAUCUUCACUUUGAGAUUGGAUGAUUUAAAAGACUGACUGAUUUAUUUAGCUAUUAAAAAUGGGAAACUGGGAAUGAAUUAACAAUAUGAAGCUACAACAUAUGCUGACAACUAAGACCUAAUCAAAUUUUGGGGAGAUUUUUAACUACUUUUAAUUGUAAAAACAAUACAUUUUUAUCAAUUUCCAGAGUGUAAUUAAUGUUAAAUCUAAAGGCACUUAACGAUACCCUGGAAGUUAUGUGAGAGUAGUGAUCCUAUUUUUCUAUGUAUAUUACAUGUUAUUUAAUGGACUGAACACAAGUUGGAUGGUUAGAUUUCAUAUGCUGCAUUUGUUGGUCAUUCUGUUGUAUCCUGAAUGCAAGUGUAUCAAAACGCCAUGUUUCGUGAACAUGGGAGGCUGUUAUUUAAUUGUUACACGUUGUUUCUUUCUCCACAUGCCAUUCACCUUCUAAUUUAUUCAUGUCACCAAAUAACCAUGACAUCAGACACGUCUAUGCUACUGGCAGUGAUUCCGUUAGAGGCCAUGUUGUGUUAGCAUAGCAUGCUAAGAUCCUUGUUUACAUUGUUACAUCAGUUGCUUAGUUCUUGUAGAUUGUUUUUGUAUAAAUGUUAGGCGAAGGCCUAAUGUAUGCAUGUUGUGCUAAUUUCAGAAUGAGAGGUCUUGGAAAGGAUAAUGGAAUUUGAAGUGAUCUAUUUAUAAAAUUAAAAUAACUUAAAUUAUGA